Molecule: messenger RNA, 5290 nt
Organism: Priapulus caudatus
Lineage: Eukaryota; Metazoa; Priapulida; Priapulimorpha; Priapulimorphida; Priapulidae
Product: probable phospholipid-transporting ATPase IF
Exons: 29
Coding region: 23-3580 (1185 amino acids)
Biological process (GO): phospholipid translocation
Cellular component (GO): plasma membrane; endoplasmic reticulum; trans-Golgi network
Molecular function (GO): ATPase-coupled intramembrane lipid carrier activity; ATP hydrolysis activity; ATP binding
Source: RefSeq, a predicted model, not a curated record
UGGAGUACUCCAUGGUCGCAGCAUGGACGAGCCCGACACGGCAAUCUCAACAAACAGCCAGCAGGCGAGGAAGAGAGAUGGCUCUGCAAAGUCAUCGCACGACAUUCAGCGGCAGACCAGUGACCUUGAUCGGCAGCGCAGCAUCCGAUCCAAGAUCCUCGAGGAGCAUCAGGAUGUGCCUUACGGAGAGGACGUGCGCAAUCAGACGUUCAUUAGCCGCUGGCUAACCGAGUCCAACAUAGCCAAGGCCUUCCAGGGAAAGCCAACACCAGUUUCUAGGACUCUGUUGGUGGGCAACUGCAUUCCACCAUCCACCGAAGAUGACAUUUGCGAUCAGAAGUUUCCUAACAACAGGAUUAUAUCAUCUAAGUACACAGCAUGGAAUUUUAUUCCAAAAAAUCUGUUUGAACAGUUCCGACGAAUUGCCAACUUCUACUUUCUAUGCAUCGGUAUUAUCCAGUUGUUUCUGGAGGAUACUCCAGUAAGUCCAGCUACCAGUAUACUGCCACUUAUCUUCGUCGUCUCGGUUACUGCUGUGAAGCAGGGCUACGAGGAUUACCUGCGGCACAGAGCAGACGAUGAUGUCAAUAACAGGCCGGCAUUUAUCGCGCGUGACGGCAAACUCGUAGAAGUUAGAUCUCAGGAUAUUACUGUGGGUGACUUGGUGUAUGUGACAAACAAUGAAGGUUUUCCAUGUGAUCUCGUCAUGUUGUCAUCGUCGGACGAGGAAGGACAAUGCUAUAUCACAACUGCCAACCUCGACGGAGAAACCAACCUAAAGAUCCACUGCUGCAUUCCAGAGAGCAAACAUCUAAAGAGUGUUGAGGGGAUCUCCAAUCUGUGUUCGUCUAUAGAAUGCGAGCAGCCAUCGGCUGACCUAUAUCGGUUCAUUGGCAGAGCAAACAUUUUCUCCACCGAUUCCAGUGGAAACUCUACCAAAGUGCAGCAGCCACUGGGACCAGAACACAUGUUACUUAGAGGUGCUAGGUUGAAGAAUACUGAAUUUAUUUUUGGAUGUGCUGUGUAUACAGGGCAACAGACCAAGAUGGCCUUAAAUUCAAAGUUUACUUCUGCCAAGUUUUCUACUGUAGAAAAGUCAAUGAACUUUUUCCUCAUCGUGUUCCUGGUGAUCCUCAUGUUUGAGACGACUCUUCUCGUCGUGUUGAAGAACAUAUACGAACGAAACAUAUCGUGGCCUUGGUAUCUCCCCCCACAAAAACCUAUCAAUUUCAGAAACGUUCUCCAGGAUCUACUUUCCUUUCUAGUGCUGCUAAACUAUGUCAUCCCCAUCUCACUGUAUGUCACAUUAGAAAUGCAAAAGUUCUUUGGGUCAAUGUUCUUUGCCUGGGACCUUGAGAUGUACGACUUCACGUCAGACAUUCCUGCCAAAGUUAACACGUCUGAUCUCAAUGAAGAGCUCGGACAGGUGGAAUACUUGUUCACGGAUAAAACCGGUACGCUGACGGAGAACGACAUGCAGUUUCGACAGUGUUCGAUCAACGGCACGCGCUACAGUGAGGUGGGCGGCAUGCUCUGUGAGCUGUCGGACAUGCAGAGGGACACCCAGCCACUAACACUGUCUCAGUACACGCCGGAUAUGAUGGCUUUCGUAGAGGUGCUUGUGCUCUGCCACACGAUCAACGUGCACAAGAACCCAGCUGCCCGCGAGGAUGAGCCGCCAGAGUACCAGUCUUCGUCACCGGAUGAGAAGGCCCUAGCUGAAGCAUGCAGACGGCUGGGAGUAACAUUUCUGGGCACAAGGGGUGAGAGAAUGAUAUUUCGCAUCAAGAACGAAGAUAUUUCCUAUCGGCUUCUGCAUGUCCUUGAGUUUGAUGCAACGCGAAAGUGCAUGAGUGUUAUCGUUCGGAACCCAAAAGGUGAGAUACUGUUGCUGUGCAAGGGAGCAGAGUCGACACUGUUGCCGAACGUGAUUAGCGGAGAUGCCGAUAGCACUCUACAGCACGUCGAUGACUUUGCCAUGGCUGGUCUACGCACACUGGUGAUCGCUAACAAGAGACUCAGUGAGGAGGAGUUGCAAGACUGUGAGAAACAGCUACAUAAAGCCAGGACUGCAAUGGUGAAACGGGAAGAGAAGGUGUCAAGGGCUUAUAGUGUCAUGGAGCAGGACCUGCAUGUUCUGGGUGCAACAGGUGUGGAAGACAGACUACAAGAUGGAGUGCAGGAAACCAUAGCAUCUCUGAGGGUCGCUGGCAUCAAGGUGUGGGUGUUGACGGGAGACAAGAUGGAGACAGCGGUGAACAUCAGUCAUUCGUGCGGCCACUUCAAGAGAGGCAUGCAUGAGCUUCAUCUCGUGCAGCAAAAGAACAAGCAGCAGUGUGAACGAACGAUCACGGAUCUCCUCAAAGAGAUUCGGCGGGAUGACUUGCUGCAGUGUGCGCUGGUCGUGGAUGGGAUGAGCCUUAAGUAUGCGUUGUCAACUCAUCGACAAGAGCUCUACACUCUCUGCUCACUCUGCACCGCCGUACUGUGCUGCCGCAUGUCUCCCAUCCAGAAGGCACUGGUGGUAAAGUUGGUGAAGAGUGGACCAGACCAUCCUGUGACUGCUGCAAUCGGUGAUGGUGCGAACGAUGUCAGCAUGAUACAGGAGGCUGAAGUAGGAAUCGGUAUCUAUGGUAAAGAAGGACGGCAGGCCGUCCGCUGCAGUGACUUUGCCUUUGCAAGAUUCCGCUUCCUACAGAGGGCGCUACUUGUACACGGCCACUAUUACUACUACAGAGUGGCAACACUGUCCAAAUAUUUUUUCUACAAGAAUGUGGCAUUCAUCACACCCCAGCUGUAUUUUGCAUUCUGGUCACGGUAUUCAGGACAGUCUUUCUAUGAAAGCAUGUACCUUGCUUCUUACAACAUCUUCCUAACAUCUCUCUGUCCGAUACUUAUAUACGGCAUGUUUGAGAAGCACUGUGAUGAAAAGACACUGAUGGAUGAUCCCACACUGUACAGGUUAAUAACAAGAAAUGCACGGUUAAGUAUGAAAGAGUUUGUAACGUGGAACUUAUUGGGUUACUGGCAGUCAUUGGUAUUCUUUUUUGGAACAUACUUUCUACUGCAACCGAAUGCUGUGGUUCAUUCCUCGAUGGAGACAAUGGAUGUGUUCUGCAUGGGCGUUCUCUGCUACAUCGUCAUCAUCAUUGCCGUCAACCUCAAGCUGAGCCUGGAGACGCAUUACUGGACGUGGAUCACUCACUUCUCACUGUGGUCCACCUUCAUUGGCUUUGUCGGCUUUAUCCUCUUCUACAGCAGCUUCCCAAUGCCUCUGACUGGUCAGACGUACAUGUAUUGGGUGGUGAUGCGAGUGAUGGGGUCAGUCACGUCAUGGCUGAUCAUCCUACUACUGACCAUCGCAGCUCUUAUGCCUGACCUGCUCCUGAAGCUGUACAAAAACACGUGGGGAAUCGAUAAGAGCUAUAUAAAGAAAGUAAGUGCCGGAGUGCCAUAUGCUGUCCGAAAAGGUAAGCAAGAAGGCGCCGAGGAGCAGUGUUAUCGCACCGGACAUUCAGUCUCAGCAGUACCGUCAUGUGGAGAUGAUGCCCAUCGAACCAGAGACGACCAGGCGGAAUAACCAGCUGACUACAUCCCUGUAGGGUGGCGCUACCUAUCGCAUGUUCAGAGAAGCUAGAUCGGUUGUCUGCCAUGGGCCACGGGAUUCUGUAGUGCUGUGGAGGAUGCUAGAACUACUUGGCUUCAUAUAACUAGAGGAAGAAAUAGAGUUCAUUCAUAGUUGCUGUGGCGUAGUGGUGCAGCAUAGGGACUCGUUUUCAUUCAGAAUGUAAUCGUUUCACAGCUUCAUGUUUGUAAAGUUUCGUACACAAUUGUCAACAUUAUCACAAUUGCUAACAUUAUCACAAGUGUCAACGUUAUCACAAGUGUACGGACCCUACUCCUUUUCGUGACCCGUCCCACCUUCCAUCUGGGAGUGAACACGAUUAAAUGUAGAUUUCUUCGGAUUUAGAGUUGGGGUCUAAAGUAAUAUCUAAAAGUGUAAAAUGAUUGUUAUCCCCUCUUUCAGCCUAUGGUUUGUACACUUGUUAUAAUGUUAAAGAUUGUGACUGCCUGGCCUCUUGAGUGAGAGUGUAGAAUUCAUUGGGUGUAGUUUAUGAAAAGAACAUGUUCAAUGUGCAUGCCACUUAAACAGAAUCAUAUGGUUCCUAAUCUUCAUACUGAAGUCUGUUUUGCAAUGUCUACUUAAAUACAAUAAUUGAGGGAGGGAAUGCUAGAAAAUUAUUAGCGAGAUAUUGUUGCAACUCGUAUUUUAUUGAUGCUGUAUAGACCCAGUCUUGAUUGUUUGUGAAGUAACAGCACUAGGGAUUUCCAGGUGAACGCCUGCUCGUGAAAUUGGUGGCGCAUGACCUUUUGCAAUUUUACAUGGCCUUGUUUCCACCAAGAAAAUUAGUCACAUACUUUGAUGGUAUAUAUCUCAUGCAUGUAUGUUAAAAAUGAAUGCACAUUGUGUUUCAUGUUACACAUGGGUAGUGCAGGUAGGCAGGUAGGUAGGUAGGUAGGUAGGUAGGUACCAGUGCAACCGUUUUUAGAGAGGUGAGCCUAUCUUUACAUAUUGCAUGUCAGUGUGUUGUCUGACGUCUGUGUAGAAAGUGGAAAUAGCAAUUUCAGUAAUCGUCAUCACUGAGCACACCCAUUACCUCAUGACUAAAGUCACGCAAUAUUUAUGUCAUCAUCUGUUAUGCAAUUACCUGUAAAGGCAGGUGCGUGAGAGCGUGAGUCAGUCUUCUGCAUGUCGACUAGUGACUCGGAAUAGCACUUCCUUGUGGGUCAGCUACUCGGCUCCACUAAUCUAUGCAGCGGCAGUCUUUUACGGUAUAAACUUGAUGUCCGUUUGAGAUCCAUUGUGUGAUGUGGACAUGUAUUGAUGUAACGGGGAGUAAGUGGUUAUAGUUGUAUAUCUUAUAUGUAACGUCUCGGUGAGAGCUGACAUAUGCAUAGGAGCCGGAGUGAAUCGAAACAAAGCACUGCUGUUAUUUCACUCUUAUGACAUCAUGGUUCCGGGGCGCACAUUCCAAACAACGAGAACUAUAUGUGGUUGGCAUGAUCGUUUUUUACGUGAUGAGAUAUCUAUGCGAUGGGGGAAAAUCAGUGAAAUGUGUAAUUUUAUAAUAUAUAUGUUUAUAAUAAUUGAGAUAUUUUUAAAAAUGUGUACAGCAGAUCGAUUUUGCUUACGUUCAUCGAACUGCUGUGGACGCAGUUGUUCGUAAAUUAUUUUGAUUCUGAGAGAUGAUUAUAGUGAUGCAAAUAAAGUGGAUUAUUUUACUACAUA